Molecule: messenger RNA, 1179 nt
Organism: Caenorhabditis remanei
Lineage: Eukaryota; Metazoa; Nematoda; Chromadorea; Rhabditida; Rhabditidae
Exons: 8
Coding region: 1-1179 (392 amino acids)
Molecular function (GO): N,N-dimethylaniline monooxygenase activity; NADP binding; flavin adenine dinucleotide binding
Source: RefSeq, a predicted model, not a curated record
AUGCCAAAACGAGUCUGUGUAAUUGGAGCCGGGGCCGCGGGUCUCGCGGCGGCUAAGCACUCGAUAGCUAAGGGAUUGGAGGUCGAAGUAUUCGAGCAGACAAAUUCGGUUGGUGGAACAUGGGUAUAUUCAGAGCAGACGGGUUGUCAUUCGAGUAUGUAUCAGGAUUUGAAAACAAACCUUCCCAAAGAAGUCAUGCAAUUCCGGGAUGUCCCAUUUCGUGCAGAUCUUCCAUCUUUCUUAACUCAUGAAGACGUUCUCGAGUACCUACAAGAGUUUUCCAGAGGGCUUCCUAUAAAUUUUAAUCAGACCGUGGAGAGCGUCGAGAGAAGUGGUGAUAAGUGGAAGGUUAUCACGCAUCACGGGACGGGUAUAAGCGAGCAAUUAUUUGAUAUCGUUUUUGUGUGCAAUGGAACCCUUAUCCACAGCCAUGACUACCGCCGCGCUAAGGACUAUUUGGACAAGGAAGUCAUUGUAAUCGGUGCGGGACCAUCUGGAAUCGACAUAGCCCUCCAACUAUCGGCCACUGCUCGAAAAAUUACACUGAUUAGUCGGAAGGCAACCUACCCGACACUUCCGGAUAACAUCACGCAAAUUAGUCAACACGUAAAAAAAGUGUUGGCAGAGGGGUGUGAAACGGAUGAUGGCACUGUGAUAAGGGCGGAUACGAUAAUUGUGUGCACCGGGUAUUUUUAUAAGUACCCAUUCCUCAACGACGACGUUCUCCGUGUCAAGGAGAACAACCAGUUGGUAUCCCCGAUAUUUGAGCAUGUGGUACAUGCGGAGUACCCGAAUAGCUUGUUUUUUAUUGGCCUAAACUUGGUCACCAUAACAUUCCCACUGUUUGAGUACCAAGUGAAGAUGGCGUUAGCGUUUGCGACGGGCGGUGCGGAAAUUCCGGAUAAAAACGUAUUGAUUGAUUAUGAAAGGAAUCAGAUAGAACACCAAAAAACGCGGGGUCUCGAGACGCGAUUCUACCAUCUCCUGCAAUCCGAGCAAUGGGAAUACCUCGCUCGAAUCGCUCGGCUCGGAAAUUUCGACGAGUGGCCGUAUAUGAAGACGAUCGAGAAUAUCACACAGUACCUUCAUGAGCAACGAAAAUCUAACGUCAUUGGGUAUAAGAAUAUUAAUUUUAAGUUAAGUGAGGAUGGUAUGGAUUAUGAGGUUGUUAGGUGUUGA